UUUUCUACACCAAUUCUCAAUACAGAGAAGCUGCUAGUGUAUAACCUCCUCCCACCUAAUGGUUUGCAAUUGGUCUUUGAAAGCUUCACACAUCUCCAAACACUUCCCAUCAGUUCCAUUGCACCUGCUUCUGCCUUUACACUCUCUUAUCUCUACAUACUUCCCUGAGGAGGUCAACAUUUUUGGCCCUCUCCCAAGAGAGAUGCAUUCAGACCCCCGGGACAAAACUGAAACCUUUCACAAGCCGAGGCAUUGAGUAAGAUUACCAUCUUGCGUGCUGGAAUUUGAAUUCCACAGCAUCAGAGAAGGGGUGGGUGGGAAACAAAGGCAUUCUCGUCGACUGACAGUUUUCCGUCGGGAUAUGCAGGAUGGUACAGUUACUUUUGCGACUACAUUUCCCGAAAGUCCACAUUUAGCUUGGCCUGUUUGGAACAGAGGCAAAAGAGAAGUUGCAGAGGAAAUUUACCAGCCUGGCUACCCCAAAUAGAAAGAAACUCUGAACUACAUCUAGUUGGAACAAAGAACUACUUUAAUUAAAAAGAGUUUUGAAAUUUGUGGGUGAAUCUCUUUUUUGUUUAGUAAACAAUAAUAACUUUUACCUUAAGAAAUUGUGUUGUCGAAGGCUUUCAUGGCCAGAAUCACUGUGUUCCUGUGAGUUUUUCAUUCAUGUUCCAGUAGCAUUCUCUCCUGAUGUUUCGCCUGCAUCUGUGGCCAGAAUCUUCAGAGGUUCUGUUGCUAGUGAGGCUACUAAGUGGAGCUCCCCGAGAUGUGGCCUCAGAGAUGGACAACACGACGAGGAUGGGUGCCAUGUAUGCUUGCCCUCUGUCUGCAUCUACUGAAGACUGUAAACGGGUGGACAUUAAGGUGUUAAGUGAACCCCGAAAUAAUAUUGUUGAAGAUAUGUGGCUGGGGGUUGAAGUAGCAAGCCAGAGAACAGCUUCUGGAAGAGUAAUGGCUUGUGCUCACCGAUAUACCAGGAUUUUAUGGGCUGGCAAUGAAGACCAGAGACGCAUGGUGGGGAAAUGUUAUAUUCGUGGCAAUGACCUGGGCCUGCAGGAAGAUGAUGAGUGGCAGGCGUACCACAAUGAGAUGUGCAAUGCCAACACAGACCUGGAGUCAACUGGAAUGUGCCAGAUGGGCAUCAGUGGCGGCUUUACCCACAACAGUGUUUAUUUUGGAGCUCCUGGUGCUUACAAUUGGCAAGGGACUGAUUACGUGUUGCAGCGUGAGAGCUGGGAUCAAAAGGAUUAUUCCUAUCCAGAUGAGAAGAGAAGCAACAGCUAUAUCGGAUACACAACUGAAGCCAGCACUGCUGUACUGCACAAACACAGCAACACUUUCAUCGCAGGAGCUCCCCGCUAUAAUCAUACUGGGGCUGUCUUCCUCAUGCUAAAUGACAGCGGCACAACCCUUGAGGAGAAACUGGUGCUCUUGGGAGAGCAAGUGGGCUCCUACUUUGGCAGUUCCAUUGCUCUGGCUGACCUCAACAAUGAUGGGUGGAAGGAUUUGAUCAUUGGAGCACCUUACUACUUUGAUCGGAAAGAAGAGAAGGGUGGGGCUGUCUAUGUGUACAUGAACCUUGGUGGAACUUUCCACAGCAGUGCAAAUCUCACCCUGACCGGGCCCAGCAAUUCCUCAUUUGGUCUUGCUGUGGCCAGCAUUGGAGAUGUCGACAAAGAUGAUUUCCAAGAUAUAGCCAUUGGGGCUCCAUUUGAAGGGUCAGGGAAAGUAUAUAUCUACCACAGCAGUGUGGGAGGGCUUAUUGAUAAGCCCCGGCAGAUCAUUAGUGGGAACGAUUUUGUUCCUAGCAUCCCAACUUUUGGCUACUCCUUUAGUGGUGGAAUGGAUGUUGAUGGGAACUCCUAUCCUGAUCUGUUGGUGGGAACCCUCUCAGAAAAUCUCCUGUUGCUCAGAGCCCGCCCUGUGAUCAACAUUGUGAGCAAGACUUUUACAGUUACUCCAAACCCUCUGGAUCCAGCCAAAUGUACAGAAGACUCCUGUAUCAAGGUGCAGUUCUGCUUCUCCUAUUCCCAAAGUGCCGGAGACCCCAAAUACAAGGAGACCAUCAAACUGAAUUAUGUCAUAAAAGCUGACCAGGACCGUCGGCGGGUUUACUUUGCUAAGACACAGUCUGCAGUCUACAGGGGACAGUUUUCCAUGCCUAAUGAGAAAUGCCAAACCCUGAAGGUCCUUCUACGGGAUGACGUGCGAGACAAGCUACACCCAAUUGCAUUCUCCAUGAACUAUUCUCUUGCUGAGAAAUCGAGGAAAUUCAGGUUGGGCCCACAGUCCCUUGAUGCAUUUCCUGUCUUGAAUGAGGAUCAGCCCCGCGAGAAUCACACUGAGAUCCAGUUCCAGAAAGAAUGUGGAACCGACAACAAAUGUCACAGUAACCUGCAGGUCCAGGCUGUUUACUUGAAUGAUCAGAACCAGAUGCUGCCCAGGAGGAAUGGUAUGCAGAUAUUACAGUACAGCCGAGAUGUCAAGAAACUGAACUUGAAUAUCACUGUCACCAAUCAGCCAACAUCACCUACCAAUGGAGAGGAUGCUCACCAAGCCCUCCUCAACAUCACUUUCCCUCCCUCUUUGCUGCCUUCUUCUGUUCGGCCGAGUGGAGCCUGCACAUUUAAUGGAGGAGUGUUGUGUCAACUAGGCAACCCCUUCAAAAGGAACCAGCAGGCAGAGCUAAUUAUUACGUUUGAAGUGAUUGGGAUUUCAUUGUACACCCAGGAUGUCAUCAUACAAGUGGAGCCUUCCACGUUAAGCCAGCAAGACGAUCUCACUGCAGUAUCAGCAGUACUUUUGGUGGACUACACUAUUGAUGCAUCCCUGAGAAUCCUCAACCCAUGGCUCCAGUCACAUUUUAGUGGGACAGUCAUGGGCGAGUCAGCCAUGAAGCAUGAAGAAGAUGUCGGCAGUCCCAUCAGAUUUCAUUUCCAGGUGACCACAAAGGGUGAAUCUUUGGGUUCCUUGGGAACAAUCAUGUUAGGCUUUGAAUGGCCUUAUGAAGUUAGCAAUGGGAAGUGGCUCUUGUACCCCACUGAUAUCAUGGUGAAAGGAAAUGAAGAGUGGUUCUGUGAACCCCCUGGGCAGGUCAUCAACCACCUCAACUUGAGCCUCAAUGUCCAUCAACGUAAUCAUAGCAGCAACCUAACAAGGAAGAAGCGUGAACUGGAGGCUUCUUCCAAAAGUGAAGUGCCCAUCACACUGGCAGCAGCGAAGAAAGCCAAGUCAGACACAUCACUGAGCUGCUCUGAAGGAACAUCUCGAUGCAUUUGGUUUGAGUGCCCCCUCAAGGACAUCGGAGCUGUGACAGAUGUAACGGUCCGAGCACGGGUCUGGAAUAGCACCUUCAUAGAGGAUUAUCAUGACUUUGACCGGGUGAAGGUGAUGGGGCAAGCCACACUGUUUCUCAGGACAAAUGUAUCUACUAUCAACAUGAAAAAUGGCACAGUGUGGUACACUGUGAACAUUGAUUCUGAGUUGAGCGAAGAACAGCCGGCUGAACUUGAGCUGUGGUUGGUGUUGGUUGCUGUUGCAGCUGGACUUCUGCUUUUGGGAAUCAUUGUCUUACUGCUGUGGAAGUGCAACUUCUUUAAGCGAACCCGCUACUAUCGAAUCAUGCCCAAAUACCACGCCAUUCGGAUCCGGCAGGAGGAACGUUACCAGCCGGCCGGUGGGUUCCUGCCUCAGAAGCACAAGAAGCAAUGGGUGACGAAUUGGCAAGAGUCAGGGCGAUACUACUGAUGCCUGCUGCCUGCAAUCCUCUCUCCGUUCCAGGCUGCUUGGCUUCCUUUUGUAAAUAGUGCCGGACCAACAGAGGAACUGUUAUUUAAACCUAAGUUAUAUGACCUAGGUCAGUGAGGAUGACCCAAAACUUUGCGCAGACCUAGCGAUCUUAGGAGAAAAAUAACCUUUUUGGAAUGGACCUGCUAGGCGUUUGUGAAACACGAGGCACAAAGGGGCAGACAUUUUAUUUGCACUGAUGGAUUCCUUUUUAACUACCACCCGCUACCAGGGAAUUGCAUUUCUUUGUGGAAAAGGGGGCAGGUAUGAAAAUCAGCGUAGCUUUGCACUGGACAUAUAUAUAUGCAAAAACACAACAGUGCCUAGGUGCUUGUGUUAGCAACACAAACGUGAAGACCUUCUUUCUUUUGGGCUGUAGUUUCUUGGAUGCGAUUGUGUAUUUGUGAGAUUAUUUUUAUAGGUAUUAUUUAUUACAUCAAUGCCCCCUUUUCUUCUAGAGUGCUCAGAGCAACUAUUAGAUAGCAGCUUACCAAACCAAACCUGCUUAGCGGUAGAAUUGUGUCAUGUGCCUUCAAGCCAUUCUCUGGGCUUUCUGAAAAGCUUUGCUGUUCAUGCAAACACUUAGGAAAACUGUCUGCUAAUGUCAACACAUAGGAACAGAGGAGGCGAUCUUACACUGAAUCAAACCAUUUAACUUAGUAUUGUCUCAACUGAGUGGGUUUGUGGCAAGGGUCUGCCUUUCCCAGACCUACCUGGAGACGCUGGGCAUUGAACCUGGGACCAUUUGCACAACUGAUCUGUACUCCCCACUCCAUACAACUGUUCCUCAAAGCCUCUAUAAUAUAUCCACUACGUAGUGUCAAAUAAUGCUUUCUUGCUGACUCUGGUGCAAAAUUGUACACUAAGCCAAAUGCCUUAGAUGUGCAAGAUCCCAUUUUAUAUGAAUACUUGUUCCCAUGUAAGUAACUGUGAAUGUCAGUUGUGUCGGGUCACUUGCUAAUGCAGAUUCUAUGUGUGUAAAACUACUUUUCCCAAACAGCCUUCUUUGUAAUGCACAGUUCCCCCUAUUUUUGAUUUCAUGGUUCCUCUGUUCAGCCAUUAUUUUCUACCUUAUUCCUUUUGUCUCUUGCUUCAAAUUAACACCUUGUCUUCAUCCUCACCUCUGCCUUGUUACAAACUACUAAUCAUCACCCAGAGGCAAAAUAUGCCCUAUUUUUACUGUAAUUAUUAUUUCUCUCCCAACCUCAUACUGCUAUACAGUUCACACUGGAUUUAUUGCCAUUGGAGCUUCUGCUCUGCUCAAAACUACUGAUCCUUUUGCACCACUGUUUCUGGAACUUCCUUCAUCAUUUGUUCGUUGGAGGAGGUAGUAUUACCACUACUGUAGUACUCUAUUGAAGGAGUGCAGAAAAAAAUAUGCUAAGCUUGAAAUGUAGGGCAGGGAUAGCAUUUUUGUAAUGUAAAUAUCUAUCUUACCUGAGCUAAUGUGGAGCUAUCUCUCACCUGUAAGGUGCCGGGGACCAUGGUGAAAUUGAGCCAAGGUUUUAAUGCAAGGAUAUUUUGACAACCAAUCCCAAUACCUCUGUUUUUCUGUUCUUUCUCUAGUUUAGAUGUAAGCAUUUCAGUAGCUUGUUUGAAGAGGGAUAGAUUUCAUGAUGUGAACUAUUCCUGUCGCAAACCAAAGUAUUCGGUGGUUUGGUCUUGAAAGGCUUCUUUGUGGCUUUAUAAACGACAUGUGCCUGGAAAAUGGAAACUAAUAGAACAAAUUUGUUGGUAUACAGUAUAUCUAUAGAGGUGCCUAGAUACUUAAACUCACUUGGGUGGUGGGUGAUAUGUAGUGGUGGUAGGAGACAUUAGGUUAGAUGCAGUCCAACUUUGAAGAUUCUCUGGACAAAGUGGAUUAGGCUGGUCCUUUUAUCCACUGAUGGGUGCCGGUGGUACUUUAAGAAUAAUGGACAAAUGGGUCUAGCUAUUGUUUUAAUGUCUUGUUGUGCCCCAAAUUAGGACAACACUAAUACAUGAAAAUAGCAGCUAGAGGAUGCUGCAAAUACCAGGCAAAUACCAGUGUAGUGGAAGGUCCUUUUUUGGAAGCUUUUAAGCAGAGGUUGGAUGGCCAUCUGUUGGUGGUGAUUUGAAUGUGAUUUUCCUGCUUCCUGGCAGGGGGUUGGACUGGAUGGCCCAUGAGGUCUCUUCCAGCACUAUGAUUCUAUGAUUUUAAUUUCUUUUUUUGGAGGGGAGAGGGAGAACAACCUAAUGUCGACAUCAACAUGAAACCUGCUGGGGCGCUUAGGUCCUGGCAUUGGCUUAAGAAUGCCAAGUGGUAGUAAUGCAACUCUUGGCUGCUAUGCUAAAGGCCCAAGAGUUUACAUAUAGGGAAUGCUAUGAGCUAAAAGAAGUCAGCAUGAUGUAGUGGUAGACUAUGAGUAUUAAACUAUGAGUAUUAGACAAUUCUCUGCUUGGCCAUAGAAACCCACUGAGUGACCUUGAGUGGUUAACACACUCUCAGACUCAGAAAAUCCCAUGGUAGAAUUGCCAUAAGUCAAAAAUGACUUGAAGGCACACAACAGCAACCACAAUAGGCUGGAGACCAGCUCCAGAAUAUGUUUCUGGUAUCACUUAUGACAACAUGUUCUUGGCUGCAUGUACUGUACACUGUCAAAUGGCACCACUUUAAUUGCUAUGGCUCAGUGCUAUGGAAUCAUGUGUGUUGAAGUUUCACAAGGUCUUUAAUUUUAUUUGUCCAAGAGUGCUAGUGCCUAACUGCCAUAGCACUAAGGUAUGGCAGUUAAAGUAGUAUCAAGCUGCAUUAAUUCAGUAGUGUAGAUGGCGUAGCCCUUGUUUCCAAGGUAUGCACCAUGCAUGGGAAUGGGGACAGGAGGGUGAACUUUCAGGUUAAAGAGAGCUUUUGUGUGUGUGUCAGUGGGGGGAGGGGGUCUUAAUACCUGACAAUCCUCAUUUCAGAAAUUUAAGUGCCUGUAAAAGAAUGAAAAGAUUGGAAGGACAGAAAUAACUCUUACUUCAAUGGAAAUUGAAAUAGCUAAGAAAGAGCAAGGCGUGCCUCCUUCACAACCUGUUCAUUUCUUGUCAAAAUUGGGUUGAAAUGCAGGAGCAUGGUAUCGACUGGGAAUUUACAGUUGUAAAGUAGGCAGUACCAGUCUUUCGAAGGGAGAACAUUGCUUUCCAUAUCUUGAAUGUUUAGAAGGAUAUGUCAAAAACGCAGCUCAUUUUAAAAACUGCAUGACCGUCACUCAUGCGUGACUCAAAAGAGCAUAAGAGUGGCAAUGGGCAGAUUUCCAGUUUGAGAAUCCACAGGUCUACAUCCACACUGUUGACCAGUUGUCUGGAUUUCUUGUGUAUCCUUAAAUCUAUCACAAUCACUGUUUUAAAGGAGUGAUUGCUAACGAUGCAAACUACAAUAUUGGUUCCAUGUUGAGUUAAAAUUAGGGCCUAAUUGGGCGAUGUAAACUACUCCUCAAAAGCAGAACAAACUGCUAAUAUAUCACAGUCCAAGAAGCUAGUGCUGUGUUAACUCAUGUCUGCCUUCUGCUGCUCCCAUCGCAUAUCCCAAUUGUAUAUUAAAUUAUUAAGAAUGUAUCUAUCUUUUAUCUAGGUGUACAUAAAUAAAUAAUAUAUAUAUAUAUAUUUGUUCUUCAAUGGAAUUUAUCACUGUUUAUGGUACUGGAGGUUUUAAAUUGUUGUGCCUUGGUUGUAAAUAAGCUUGAGUGGCUAUUUUAUGAAUAAAAAAAGAAACUGAUUUGUAA
This is a messenger RNA of Anolis carolinensis (green anole), 7508 nucleotides long. RefSeq names its product integrin subunit alpha 3 (gene itga3). The record is from RefSeq and is a predicted model, not a curated record. Gene Ontology annotation, molecular function: integrin binding. Lineage: Eukaryota; Metazoa; Chordata; Lepidosauria; Squamata; Anolidae. Bases 691 to 3747 code for a protein of 1018 amino acids. Gene Ontology annotation, cellular component: integrin complex; external side of plasma membrane. Gene Ontology annotation, biological process: cell-matrix adhesion; leukocyte migration; cell adhesion mediated by integrin. The transcript is spliced from 25 exons.